AUGGUGACGAUGAUGCAGUUCAACGAGCAGAAGCAGGACUACAUCAGCAGCCUCUCCAACAUGGAGGAGGACACGCCUGAGUACAAUGCUGCGCUGCAGGAGUGCCACAAGCGUGGAGCAGAGCGCUGUGUGAAGGUAGCCAGCCAACAUCGUGGGCUGUACGUCAAGGCAGCGCAGUUUAUCGCCUCCAUCCGGGGCGGCACGGGGGAGCGCGGUGUACCAAAGCCGUACACCGAUGCGCUGGCUGUUUUCACCGACCACGCCCCGCACAAGCGCAUCGACGAGGUUGCAGAAGUGCUGAAGGAGUGCAUGAGCUUGGGCGACUGGCCUGCGACGCCUUUGAAUCAGGAUUGCGACCUGAGGUGUAUCGAGGACAUCCCGAUUGCAUCGGCAAGCUUGGCACAGGUGCACCGUGCUGAGCUCAAGGAUGGCACCAGGGUUGCGGUGAAAAUCCAGUACCCUGAGCUUCGGAAGGAAAUGGCCUCCGACUUUGCAGUUUUCAAGACCAUGGGCACGCAGAUCAAGCAGAUGGCUGCCGGAUACGACCUCAUGUGGGUGGUGGAGGAUUUCGAAAAGAACCUCACGCGGGAGCUGGAUUUUACCUUGGAGGCUGCCAGCGGCGAGGAGACAGCGCGGCAGCUCGCCCACCGGUACCCAAGAGUCUACGUGCCCAAGGUCUUCAAAGAGUUCUCUUCGUCGCGGAUCAUAGUCAUGGAGUAUCUCGAAGGUUUGCUGAAAGCCAACGAUCCGGAAGGCCUGCGGCGUGCAGGUCUGGAUGUCGAUGAGUGUGCCCAGCUCAUUUGCGACACCUUCGCAGAGAUGAUCUUCGUGCACGGACGCGUACACGCAGAUCCCCAUGCCGGGAACAUCUACUUCCGGGCAAUCGAGACAGGUGGCGAGCUGCACCCGCAGCUUGUUCUGCUGGAUCACGGCCUUUACUACGACCUCAGUGAGAACGACGUGCGCCUGAACUUCUGCCGCUACUGGCGGGCGUGUUGCACGAAGGACUCCGAAACGACUGCCCGGCUUGGGCAGCACUUUGCAGGUGCGUUGCACAGGUUUCUACCACUGAUCCUCUCUCCGUGGUUCAUCUUCGGGAGCAGCGAUGUGUCGUUGAGAGAGCUGAUCGCCGCAUCGCAAGGGCACCUUCCGGACACCAUCAAGCUGAAAGAUGUCGCCGACUUCGUGGUCGCCACGCGCAUGGGAGGAGCAAACCUCCUCGGAGUCCUCCACUCCCUAGGUUACACGCGGGGCCUUCUGGAAGCCCUGCACUUCCCAGAGGCGAGUCGGAUUCAAUCCAUGCUGAUGUUCGCCGUGCAGGGUGACACACCGUCACCUCCGCCUGUGCCGCGUGCACUCAGUGCGAGCGAGCGGGCUUGG
Molecule: messenger RNA, 1380 nt
Organism: Symbiodinium sp. CCMP2456
Lineage: Eukaryota; Dinophyceae; Suessiales; Symbiodiniaceae
Source: the annotation of a GenBank genome assembly